UUGACGUUUCGACCGUACAAGCGGAGGCAUCAUCUCUGGCGGACCGACAGCGGGUGUGGUUCGGACUUUUACGGGUGGUUCACCUAGCAGCGCUUUUCCCGUUUCCAGCCAAGAGAGAGGAGCUAAUUGUCCGAAAAAGAAACACGGAGGAGCCCCUAGAUUCUGUCUUUGAAGCUGUGCGGGCUGAGGUCAAGCAACAACUAUGGCUACCCAGUCUGAUUUGAUGGAGCUGGAUAUGGCAAUGGGGGACAGCAAGGCUGCAGUUAGCCAGUGGCAGCAGCAGUCCUACCUGGACUCAGGCAUCCAGUCUGGAGUCACCACCACGGCACCAUCCCUGAGUGGCAAGGGAAACCCUGAUGCUGAUGAGGAUGACCCAGGACUCUAUGACUGGGAGUUCAACCAGCCUUUCACUCCUGAGACUGCAGACAUGGAGGGUUAUGCUAUGACCCGGGCCCAGCGUGUACGGGCUGCCAUGUUUCCAGAGACCUUGGAGGAGGGCAUUCAGAUCCCACCCACCCAGUUGGAUACUGCUCACCCCACAGCAGUGCAGCGCUUGGCAGAGCCUUCUCAGAUGCUUAAGCAUGCCGUUGUCAACCUCAUAAACUACCAAGAUGAUGCUGAGCUUGCCACACGUGCCAUCCCUGAGCUCACCAAGCUGCUCAAUGACGAGGAUCAGGUUGUGGUGAACAAAGCAGCUGUGAUGGUGCACCAGCUGUCCAAGAAGGAGGCAUCGCGCCAUGCCCUGAUGCGCUCGCCCCAGAUGGUUUCAGCAGUGGUUCGUGCCAUGCAGAACACUGGUGAUGUAGAGACUGCUCGCUGCUCCGCUGGCACCUUGCACAACCUCUCCCACCACCGUGAGGGGCUACUAGCCAUCUUCAAGUCUGGGGGCAUCCCUGCCCUGGUCAAGAUGCUUGGUUCACCAGUGGACAGUGUGCUGUUCUAUGCCAUCACCACCCUCCACAACCUUUUGCUGCACCAGGAGGGGGCUAAGAUGGCAGUCCGUCUGGCUGGGGGACUGCAGAAGAUGGUGGCCCUUUUGGCUAAUACCAAUGUCAAGUUCCUGGCUAUCACCACCGACUGCCUGCAGAUCCUGGCUUAUGGCAACCAGGAGAGCAAGCUGAUCAUCUUGGCCAGCGGUGGUCCCCAGGCCCUGGUCAACAUCAUGAGGACCUUCACCUAUGAAAAGUUGCUGUGGACCACUAGUCGAGUGCUCAAAGUCCUCUCUGUUUGUUCCAGCAAUAAGCCUGCCAUUGUAGAGGCUGGGGGUAUGCAGGCCCUGGGGCUCCACCUGACAGACCCCAGCCAACGUCUGGUUCAGAACUGCCUUUGGACCCUCAGGAACCUGUCAGAUGCCGCCACCAAACAGGAGGGAAUGGAGGGUUUAUUGGGGACCCUGGUCCAGCUGCUGGGCAGUGAUGACAUCAAUGUUGUGACGUGUGCUGCCGGCAUCCUUUCCAACCUGACCUGCAACAACUACAGCAACAAGCUCAUGGUCUGCCAGGUGGGAGGCAUCGAGGCUCUGGUGCGUACAGUGCUACGGGCCGGUGACAGAGAGGACAUCACAGAGCCAGCAGUCUGUGCCCUGCGUCACCUGACCUCUCGCCACCAGGAUGCUGAAAUGGCCCAGAAUGCUGUGCGUCUUCACUACGGCCUACCUGUGGUGGUCAAGCUGCUGCAUCCACCCUCCCACUGGCCACUCAUUAAGGCUACAGUCGGUCUGAUCCGCAAUCUGGCUCUUUGCCCGGCCAACCACAGUGCUCUGCGAGAGCAGGGAGCCAUCCCCCGAUUGGUACAACUGCUGGUCAGGGCCCAUCAGGACACCCAGAGGCGCACCAGCAUGGGAGGCAACCAGCAGCAAUUUGUGGAGGGUGUGCGCAUGGAGGAGAUAGUGGAAGGCUGCACAGGAGCUCUGCACAUCCUGGCCCGGGACGUUCACAACAGAAUUGUCAUCAGAGGACUAAACACCAUUCCACUAUUUGUCCAGUUGCUUUAUUCUCCAGUGGAGAACAUCCAGCGUGUGGCAGCAGGCGUGCUGUGUGAGCUUGCUCAGGACAAGGAGGCUGCUGAGGCGAUAGAAGCUGAGGGAGCCACCGCACCACUCACUGAACUGCUUCACUCCCGUAAUGAGGGAGUCGCAACUUAUGCAGCAGCUGUGCUGUUCCGCAUGUCUGAGGAUAAACCCCAGGACUAUAAGAAACGCUUGUCAGUGGAGCUGACCAGCUCUCUGUUCAGAACUGAGCCCAUGGCCUGGAAUGAGACUGGGGACCUGGGGCUAGAUAUUGGAACUCCAGGAGACCCUCUGGCCUACAGACAGGACGACGGUGCCUACCGUGCCUACCCACCAGGCUAUGGCCAGGACUCCCUACUGGACCCCAUGAUGGAAGGGGCUGACUACCACGCUGACACUCUGCCCGACCUGGGGCACCACACUGACCCGCUACCUGACCUAGGCCACACCCAGGACCUGAUGGACAGCAGCCAGCUGGCCUGGUUUGACACUGAUUUGUAGGAUAGCUGUAUUCCUGAUAGAACCUGCAUUGUGAUUGGCCUGUAUCUUCUGAAGCAGCAUUAUGAUUGGCCCGUAGAGUUGUAGAAGGUAUAGGGAGGAUUAGGGGAUCUUGGAAAGUGCCUGACACAUGAAUACAUGGGGAGAUGGUUACCACGGGAAUGAAAUAGCAUGUCAGAAAGGGGGGGGGGUAAGGGAAGGGUUAAUGUAAAGCAUCAGUAAGAGGUGUGGAAACACACAAUGGAGGUCUUUGAGUGGGUUGCCUAAUUGGAAGAGUGCACAUGAGGUGGAUCCUAAAGAUGGAAUCACAGAUAUGUUUUAGCCUUGCCUGUAUUCUUAACUUUUUUUUGUUUUCCAUUUUUUCUUAUUCUAUUUUAUAUUUCUUUUUGUAUUACUCAUUCUCUUUAUGGUACUGACCCAGCUUGCCUUGGCACUAGCCAUCUUCUUUUUCUCUUCAAUUGCCAAUCAUUUGUAAUUUUUUUUUAAAAACGUAUGUUAUAUGUAGUGUUAAGUUAUAGUGGUAUUAUACAAUGUUCCUUUGAUUUAUGGCCGAAUGUGUAGAACACUAAUAAUCAAUUGAAUCGUACUCUGACUUAAAGUGUAACAUUGUGUAGUUUUUUUUAUAAUCUCAGAAAUGGAGGAUUAUGCAUUCUUAAUAUGUGCUUAUUAAAGCAUAAUAAAAAUGUCAGUGUCACAAAUGUUCUGAAUGGGGACAUGGGUGAAAUUGAGGGUGGGUUUGGGAUAAAUCUAGAGACAAGUGUUUUAUAUACAGUAUCACUGGUAGGUUAACAACUAUUUUGUAUGCCAUCAUUGGAUGUCUGGUAGAAAAGUAUUUAGGCUAUCAUUGGUGGUCUAAUAAAACCAGAGGUGUGGACUCGAGUCACAUGACCUGGACUUGAGUCAGACUCGAGUUGCAAAUUUGACUUUAGACUUGACAAAACUGAAAAAGACUUGCAACUCGACUGACUUUAACACCAAUUACUCAUGACUUGACUUGGACUUUAGCCUUUUGAUUUGAAAGACUCUACCUUCUCCAAACCCAGAGACAAAAGUGCUUUUAAAAAGUGUAUGGCCAAUAAACUAUUUCCAUAAUUACAGAUCCACUUUGAAUCAACCCUUGAUAAAUAAAAAGCAUUAAUAAUUUGCAUACUUUUGGUGUAUUGAAUUACUUCGUUGGGAAUUUUGAAAUGGCAUUUAUUUUGAUGAAGAGUACAUAAUGUCUUGUUUAAGACUUGAAACUCAAAGUUAAGGUCUUGGAACUUGUAAAUCUGGACUUGGGGCUUGACUUGGCACUUGUCUGUUUUGACUUGACACUUGGGACUUGAGUGCCAAGACUUGUGACUUGGGGGGGCAAUGACUCGGUCCCACCUCUGAAUAAAACCAAGUUUUAUGUGCUAUCAUUGGUAGCCCGGUUGAACCAGUUGUAGUCCUGCUGUGCUUAUUUUGGAGACAAGGUUAUGACACGGCUGAAAAAUAAAGUGGCAUUUUAUUUCA
Lampris incognitus (smalleye Pacific opah) is the source of this 4000-nucleotide messenger RNA. Its product is annotated as catenin beta-1-like. Gene Ontology annotation, molecular function: cadherin binding; alpha-catenin binding; transcription coactivator activity. Gene Ontology annotation, cellular component: adherens junction; catenin complex. Gene Ontology annotation, biological process: positive regulation of transcription by RNA polymerase II; cell adhesion. NCBI's taxonomy places the organism in Eukaryota, Metazoa, Chordata, Actinopteri, Lampriformes, Lampridae. The record is from RefSeq and is a predicted model, not a curated record. The transcript has 17 exons. Bases 203 to 2509 code for a protein of 768 amino acids.